Messenger RNA from Branchiostoma floridae (Florida lancelet), 1717 nucleotides. Its product is annotated as zinc finger protein 436-like. Gene Ontology annotation, molecular function: RNA polymerase II transcription regulatory region sequence-specific DNA binding; DNA-binding transcription factor activity, RNA polymerase II-specific. The transcript is spliced from 4 exons. The coding region runs from base 122 to 1717 and encodes 531 amino acids. The record is from RefSeq and is a predicted model, not a curated record. Gene Ontology annotation, biological process: regulation of transcription by RNA polymerase II. Lineage: Eukaryota; Metazoa; Chordata; Leptocardii; Amphioxiformes; Branchiostomatidae. Gene Ontology annotation, cellular component: nucleus.
UGACACCCGCCAUUUUGUUUUAUGUCGUUACGUCUUUGGUGCUCAUUUCACCCAAACUUACACGAUUUUUACGUGCAGACGAGAAGUCGUGCAGACCGCUAAUCACCAUAAACCUACAGACAUGACGGAUUUUACAUGUGUGCGUAAGGUUGAAGAGCUUCACGCGGAACGAACUGCGAACGAGACGCACAUCAAAGAGGAGCCGACAGGAGACACUAGGUGGCAACAGGAUGGACAAGAGAACGUGCUGUGCCAGGAAACGUACAGUGAGGACCAGGAAACCUACGACUACCAGCCAACCGGACAUCCAUGGAACGAGACUUACAACAGUUGGGAGCAGACAACAGACACGGGACGGCAGCAGGAGGAGGAAAGGGACAAAACGCGCGGUGUAAGAGCAGAAACGGAAGAACCCAGUUGUGAGGUUUCUACUGCAAACUUGUGUGCUGGAAAUUCUAGACACCCUGGGAAUGAGAUGUACGAUACCAGACACCCCGGAAAGGAGAGUGACAGCAGGGAGACCCAGACAACAGACAUGGGCCUGCAGCAGGAAACAUGUGAUGUGAACUUUCCCCAACCAGACAACACAUCAACCUCACAGGUACAGGAGAGAGGCAAGAUAGGAAGGCAUGUUGUUAAACACACCGGUGAGAAACCCUACAUGUGUGGGGAGUGUGGGUACAGAACGGCUGAAAGGUCUAACUUAUCCGUACACAUGAGAACCCAUACGGGAGAGAAACCCUACACGUGUGACCAGUGCGACUAUUCUGCAGCACACAAAUCCCACUUGAACCGACACCUAAGAAAGCACACCGGUGAGAAACCCUACAUGUGUGGGGAGUGCGGGUUCAGGACAGCUCAAAGGUGUACAUUAUCCCUACAUAUGAAAUCCAUACAGGAGAGAACACAGAAAUCCACCUUAGACCGACAUCUAGCAAAACACACUAGGGAGUGUGGGCACAGGUUGGCUCGAAAAUCCAAAUUAUUCCCACAUAUGAGAACGCGUACCGGUGAGAAACCCUACAAGUGUGGGGAAUGUGGGUACGGGACAACUUACUACGACGAACAGCAGGUGGUAGUGAUGGAGGAAAGUAGUCAGGCAGUCGAUCCGGACGGAUUCUACUCAACAACAUCAGGUACAUAUGAGGAAGCGCAACCGGUAGUGGCGAGAAAUGCCCCCUCUGCACAUAGAGUCAGGACAGAAACAUCGGCCGCUUCAGAAGACGUCUACUCAAGACCAUCAGGUGUUUAUGAAGAAGCACAGCUUGUGAAACCAAGUAACGUUCCCACCAGCAAAACAGUCACGCUAAGAGCAGAAACAGCGGCUACUCCAGAAGACGUCUACUCAACGCCAUCGGGUGUUUAUGAAGAAGCCAACCCGGUUCAGGCAGGUAACGUUCUUACCGGCCAAACAAUCACUCUAACAGAAACAUGGACUGCUCAAGAUAACGUCUACUCAACGCCAUCAGGUAUUUAUGAAGAAGGGGAACCCGUGCAGCAAAUUAACGUGCUCUCUGGAGGGACAGUUAAAACAGAAACAGCGGCCACUCCAGAAGACGUCUACUCAACUCCAUCGGGUACGUACGAAGAGCCGGAAGUGAUAGUGAUGCGUGAUGUUGCCCCCGGCCAAGGCGGCAGAGAAGGAACUUUCGUGACUGGGCAAAACCGAGGCAAAGAGCAAGCAGCUGAUCGCACUGGUUCCUCAGCUGGUAAGUAA